GGGCGCCAUUUGGCUGCCGGAUCCUGCUCGCUCUGCGCCUCUGCCGUGCCGGGAGAAGGUGUGAGUGCAUGUGCAGUGCAUGGUAUCAACACUGUUGCAGUACAGAAAUGUCUGAGCUACUGAAGAAUCAUUCACAACUGGAAGCAAGACUGUGAAGCCUUGCAGGUAGAGGAGAUUCCGUAACAAGAUAAAGCAAAAAAGAAGAGACAUCUUUUCUUUCCCAGCCCAGAAAAAUAAGCUGUUGGAUUAAAAUCUGCAAACAGUGGAGAGUGCCAGCAUGAGCAACGAGGGGCCAGAGAAUCCCAUUUCAUCUACACCGACUGAGGGCCUGAAGAGAAAGAGGGGGAGACCAAAGAAGCAGCCACAGGAGGAUGGUGGAAACACAGCUAUUGUCCCACAGGAUGCUGUGGAAUCACAGCCAGUGAAGAAACCACGAGGAAGGCCAAAAGGAAGCAAGAAAGCGACUGUUCUAACUGGGGGAACGGCAGAACCUCCUGCUGGGAAAAGGCCAAGAGGGAGGCCCCGCAAGUGGCCUCAAGCAGUGGUCCAAGAAGGAGAGUCUCAGGGAGGAAAUCCUCUGGAAAGCAGUGACUUGAAUUUGAACUCGGCACCAGCCACACAAGGAGUCACUGGAAAAGACGGUUCCAGGUCUGGCAAAACCACUGGUUUUAGGAGAUGUCUGAGUAACGUCCCUGCUGCAGCUCAGUAGUGUCCCACCUGUUCAUGUCUCACUUGAAGCCAGAGGACUGGAAAGCAAACAGGACUUUUAAUGUUGUAUUUCAGUUUCUUCAUUUGUGAUAAUUUUAGCCAAGCUCUCUCCUGUUGCCUGUGGACAUGCUUACCACAAACAUCCAAACAAGGAUUUAGGGGAAGAAAUGGCAAAUGCCUUGUUGGAGAGAUGCCUUUUACAGUUUGUAGUGUAUCUUUUGUGAGUAUAAUAAUUUCACUUGAAAAUACUUGGAUAACCUGGUGCCUUGCCCUGCCACAGAGAGCAGUAUUUCAACAGAAGUUGACACAGCAAUACAGAUAUAGCAAAAGAAAUCUAUUGGCACAGCUAAUGGCUGAGCUUGUCUGCUGUAUCACCUCUGGCAGACUGAUGGAGCAGUGCCAUGAGUUAAGUUUUGCUGUGUUGCCCAUAGGGACUGCAUCUGAAAGACAGCCUGAGUCCUUUCAUGACUAUUUCAGAAAGAAAAACCUUCAUGGCAUUUCCAGCUUGCACUGUGUUGCUGUUCCAGUGGCCACUGACUUGCAUGCUUUAGGGGAAAGUUUGCACCCUGAUGUCUUAGGGAUUGAUUCUGAAUUUUUUAUCUUAAUGUGAGCAGCUCAGGGCCUUCUGUAACUUCCUCUGGCCUGGUGUCUCUUGCCAGAGUUUGAUGGCAGCUCCAAGUGCACAGUGCUUACAAGCUUAGUCACAGCCACUGGAAUUUCAUCCCUUCUAAGGGGUGUCUGUAAAGAACCAGUUAUAGAAGUUGCUUCCUUGCACGGACUCAGGCUUCAAUUUAAAUUCAGUCCCUAACAUGCGUGUGUGGGGUCCUCUAGUGUCACAACUAUGCAAAUAAAAGCUGCUGAUAGUUUCGUUUUGGGAGACAAGCAGUAGCCAGUUGGUUUGAGGUUGUUACUGGCUGCUCUCAGGUUCACACUGUUUGCAGAUUUGUGCUUUUAGUGUCAGAGCUGAACUUGUUAAAUUCUGAGGAACUUGAGGGUAUUUCCGAUAUCCAGUUGCAAGUAGAAAUCCUGGUGCUAUUUUCUAUCUCCUGAAUGUUCUGCCUGCCUAUUAAAGGGACAAAGUGGAUAUUUCAAUUAUCUCUGACAGGAUGUAAAAUUGGCUAGCUUUACAGUGUUAAAUAUUUAAACAGAACCUAAUUGGCUUUAAAUUUAUGGUGGUGCAUAGCAGAAGCCCAUCAAAUGGCUGUAUAUAUUGAACUCAUUUAUUAUCUUUCCAUCAGAGUUCUGUUCCAUUGGCAAGUAUUUAUUUAACACAAGAAAAUGUAUGCGGAAUUAAGAAGGUCUGAUUGGAGAGAUAAUGGGGGAAAAGUGGGGUUUUUUUUACCUUUUUGUAUCACUUUGUCCAAUCCACCCAGUUUAGUACUGAUGAUUCCAUUAAUUCUGCUUAGCAGUGAUGAGAGUCCCAGUCCUAAUUCUGUGUGGUGCCUGCUUUGCCCUAAAGGUACUCUCUCGUGUAUGGAGCUUGGUGGUCACAGGAGAAAACCACAUCACAGAUAAUCACAUAGUGCCUCCACUACCUGACAGCAGGGAAAUCAAGGACUAAAUGGAUUACAGGGACUGACCUAAAUCCUGAGCUACAGGAUGAGCUGUGCUACCAGAUACAAGGAGGAGCUGGGGAUAACUCCAGAUGGGGCAUGACACAAGUGAAUCUGUGCUGCUGAAGUUGCAGCUGGUGCUCCACUGAAUUCUGCUGCUCUUCAGUGCACACACAAGUUCAGCUGCAGUUCAUGUCUGUGUUCAAAGGCCACUCCAGUAGCAGACCAAAAUAUUUUACCAAUUUCUGUGCCUGAUUUUUCAGUUGACUUGGCAGGUCCAGUACUCUGUUUACAUGGCUUCGCUGCCUAUUUAAUGAACCCCUGCUACCUGAGAGCAAUAGCUGUUGCAGUGUGAGACUGGAACUCCAGCUUCUAACUGAAUUAGGGAUUACAUCUGUAAGAGACUGAAGCUUUUCCUGUGACAUCAGUCAGUCCUUUCUCAGGUGGUGGUAAGGAAUAGGGAUGCAAACUGUGUUAGCUAGAUAGUAAAUCCAUCUGCUUUAGGCUAGCAGUAUUACUCUAGGAAGUGCAUGCAAUGUACUCUUAAAAUUUAAAAAAAAUCUAGUCUUUGCUACCCCUUACCACUCUGCUGAAAAACCACAGUAAAGAACUUAUUUCUAUAAAAGUGCAAGUGCAGGAAGAGAACAAACAGAAUUCCACUCUUUUAGGAGCUCUUCUUUGUGCAGUUGAAACCCCAAUCCAUAACUUUGGCUUCCAUGUUUAUGCAGAGAAUGAAAGUCAACGCCUGUGAAAGGUGGGCAGAAUUCCAGACAUCUUCAGGGAGCUAGGAUCUCACACUGGAUCACUUGGAUUGUCUUUUUUGAAAUUAGAAAUGUUUUUAUUUCCCAUAUGGUUAAUUACCUUUUCUGUGUAGACAAACCUACCUCUUAAGCAAGUGCAUGUCAAGUGUUUUUAAGCUCAGGCAGUUUUGAUCUGACUUGGCCAAAAAUAAGAGGUCAUUGCAGUUGGUUAAACCACAGGAGGUGAGCAAGGUUUGUUGUCUAGCAAAGUUUGGAUGUUUCCCAUAAAUGGUUUUGGUGAUGGCAUAGAGAGUGUUGGCAACUUGCAAAUUAGCCUUGAAGUUUGUUUUAAAUAAAGGUAAUAAACAAAAA
Messenger RNA from Hirundo rustica (Barn swallow), 3373 nucleotides. RefSeq names its product high mobility group protein HMG-I/HMG-Y-like. Gene Ontology annotation, molecular function: transcription coregulator activity; DNA binding. The transcript is spliced from 7 exons. The record is from RefSeq and is a predicted model, not a curated record. Gene Ontology annotation, cellular component: chromatin; nucleus. Gene Ontology annotation, biological process: regulation of DNA-templated transcription. Lineage: Eukaryota; Metazoa; Chordata; Aves; Passeriformes; Hirundinidae. Bases 278 to 709 code for a protein of 143 amino acids.